AAGAGACUCGCAAUUUACAAUGACCCACUCAGGCACGACUAGCAACAGCACAGUACAGCACAGUGGGUCUAAUUCAAAGAAUUCUGGCAUUCACCCGUGUAUCUCUAGACUUGUAGUGCAGAGACUCGUUUCUUUUUCCUUUGACUUCUAGAUCCUAUCUUAGCGCCAUUCUCAAUGUCUGCAGUCUCAUUUCUCCGCCGUGCAUAUUCCUCAAAAUCAUCCCUAAACUCAACCUACAAUGUCAUCUUCAAAGAAAAAGACCUAAAAAAGGUCGCAGAAACCUUCAAGAAACACACCCAGAAUUCCCAGAUGCGCAAAAAAGCUUCUUUUUAUGAAUACACUGUUAACCGUUUAGCCGAAUCUCAGAGCUUUAAUUUGAUUGAAGAAAUUCUAGAAAGUCAAAAACAGUACAAGGACAUUACUGAUGAAGGUUUCACUGUUCGUCUAAUUUCUUUAUACGGAAAAUCUAACAUGUUUGAUCAUGCCCACAAACUGUUCGAUGAAAUGCCUCAACUUAAUUGUAAAAGAACUACUUUGUCUUUCAAUGCCCUUUUAAGUGCUUGUGUUAAUUCAAAGAAUUUUGAUAAAGUUGAUGGGUUUUUCCGUGAAUUGCCCGACAAGUUGUCAAUUAAACCUGAUAAUGUGUCUUAUAAUAAUUUGAUUAAAGCUUAUUGUGAGAUGGGUUCUUUGGAUUCAGCAACUUUAAUGUUUGAUGAAAUGCAGAAAAAUGGGUUGAAGCCUGAUUUGAUCACUUUCAAUAUCUUGCUUGAUGGUUUUUACAAGAAAGGAAGUUUCUUAGGUGGUGAAAAAUUUUGGGUUUUGAUGGAAAAGUAUGGUUUAGUUCCUGAUAGUUUAAGUUAUGAUGCGAGGUUACAUGGAUUUGUUACGGAGAAUAUGAUACAAGAAGCUGUGAAUUUGGUUCAAGAGAUGAAGUCUAAGGAUUUGAAAAUUCAUGGGUCUACAUAUAAUACUUUGUUCAAAGGCUUAUGUAGUGAUGGGAAAAAUAUACAUGAAGCCAAAAAAUGGGCUGAAGAAGUGUUAAAGACCAAGGGUUUGAUAAUGCCAAACCAGAUGCUUAGUACAUUGAUAAGAUUCUUUUGUGAUAACAAUGAUUUUCCGUUUGCUUCCAGGUUAUCUAAAUCAUUGUUCCACAGGAAUUAUCGGUUAAAGGAAUGUGAGUUGCUGCAGAGUGUUGUUAAUGGGUUAGUGAAGCAGAAGAACAUGAAAGAUGCUGAGAUAUUGGUGCGGCUUGGCAAGGAUAGUAAACUUUCUUGUUAUCACAAACUCAAAAUGCCAAAAUUUGAACAAAAGUAGUGCCUUUUCAUUGAGUUUUGUUGGGUAUUUACUUUAUUUGGCUUGUGCUUUGGAAAUCUGUAUUAGUGAACCAACUAGACUGUCUUCAAAGCUGAAAAAAUUCUAUAGUGUUUACUGCUAAUGAAGAUAACUAUUUCAGAACAAUAUGUUGAUAUGUUUUUGUUGUAGUUUUGCUUCAAAUGCCUGUGUCUUACUGGUUCUAACUGCUGAAUGAAUAGCUAAUUUUUAGGUGUGCAAAGGAAGAAACUUUCCCAUUCAUGUCUGAUGAAAUGGUCGGUUAUCCGACUGAUUCUAAAACACUGCACCAUGCCUCUGUUUCUCUAGAAAUUCUCUAUCAAUAGUUAGCUUCCUGAAUGUCCAUCUUGAGCUUCAGCAAACCUUGUAU
Messenger RNA from Amaranthus tricolor (Joseph's coat), 1699 nucleotides. Its product is annotated as pentatricopeptide repeat-containing protein At3g13160, mitochondrial-like. Gene Ontology annotation, molecular function: protein binding. The transcript has a single exon. Bases 175 to 1314 code for a protein of 379 amino acids. Lineage: Eukaryota; Viridiplantae; Streptophyta; Magnoliopsida; Caryophyllales; Amaranthaceae. The record is from RefSeq and is a predicted model, not a curated record.